Messenger RNA from Anneissia japonica, 3221 nucleotides. Its product is annotated as mitochondrial coenzyme A transporter SLC25A42-like. Lineage: Eukaryota; Metazoa; Echinodermata; Crinoidea; Comatulida; Comatulidae. Gene Ontology annotation, biological process: transmembrane transport. The transcript is spliced from 6 exons. The record is from RefSeq and is a predicted model, not a curated record. The coding region runs from base 62 to 1078 and encodes 338 amino acids.
UUUUUUUUUUUUUUUUUCCUGCAGUAGGUCAUGUUAAAUGAUAUGAGAAAGGAAGGGGACGAUGUUAGUUAAAGAUAGUGGUCUCGAUGAGAAAGGUCACCCGAUAACUUUGAUCCAGGAGGAUCAUCAUCAUCUAUGCAACAUUUCAAUAUCAAAAGAUGAGCAAGCGAAAAUGCAAAAACAACCUGAAAAAGCAACCAGCAAUUUCAAGACUGUGUUGUCGUCUCUUACAUCUGGCGCCCUCGCUGGUGUAGUUGCCAAGACCACAAUAGCACCCCUUGACAGAACAAAAAUCAUUUUCCAAACUUCGCAACUCCAGUUUUCGGCACGUGAAGCAAUACGAGUCCUAAUCAAGACGUAUAGAAAUGAAGGAUUCAUUCGUUUAUGGCGUGGUAACUCGGCCACAAUGGCUCGAAUCAUUCCAUAUGCAGCAAUACAGUAUGCAUCUCAUGAGCAAUAUAAAAAAUUAUUAUUACCAGACGGUGACAAGGUGUUAUCUCCUCCCUACCGAUUUCUUGCUGGCUCAUUAGCUGGUGUGACCGCCGCAUCGUGCACUUAUCCGCUGGACAUGGUUCGUGCAAGAAUGGCAAUUACGCAUAAAAAGAGGUAUAAAGGUCUUCUGAACAUCUUUACAAAAAUCUUCCGAGAAGAGGGGGUUCGGACGUUCUACCGCGGUUUCACGCCAACCAUUCUAGGUGUAAUACCCUAUGGGGGCAUCUCUUUCUUCAUAUAUGAAACUCUCAAGGGAAUGUAUGCAGAUCGUAACCAAGGAGCAGAUCCCAAUCCCCAAGAAAGGUUACUAUUCGGUGCUUUCGCUGGCCUCUGUGGACAGUCGGCUUCCUAUCCCUUAGAUGUAGUCCGUAGACGUAUGCAGACGGCUGGAAUCACAACGUACAGUUACGAGAGUAUCAUAAACACUGCGAAAUUUAUCAUUCAGGAGGGGGGUGUAAUAGGAGGGCUCUACAAAGGUCUUAGUAUGAACUGGAUAAAGGGGCCGAUUGCGGUUGGCAUAAGCUUCACGGUUUACGAUCUUACCAGUAAUUAUAUCCGCAGCACAAACUUUUAUAUCAACUCCUGACGACAAUUAUUAGUCAUAUUAAAUAUCUCAGGAUAGGGAAUGUAAAAGUAUUUGUUAAAUUUCCGAAUAUUUACACACAAAGCAACAAUUCUGCCAUUGAAAAGUUCUUUGGGUCGGUGGGCGGGAAUCAAAUUUUGCUUACUUACUGUUUACCAAUAACAAGAAAUGUCAGCGAUGGAGAGAAAAUGUAAUAUUAAUGUUGAAUAGCUCAUUUAGGAAUGAAAUACGUUACUAACUGUCAAUGAGUUUUACUACGAAAAUCUUGGAAUUCAUUACCAACUAAUUUAAGAACCUAUGCAACUUAAUUAUCAAAUAAUUAAAAAAAAAUGAAAUUUUAUUACAAGUUUAUCAGCUCAAAACAAAUAAAAUGUUUUUUAUCAUACCACUAAUUACAGUUAGCUUUUAUUCAAAAGACCUUUUCAACUAUGAUGAAAUUUUAAAAAAAACAAAAAACCACUGAAAAUUUUAUUUUAAGUCAAUUCCAUCGAUUUUGGUUUUCUACGUAAGUUUUUAAGUUUCUUAAGAACAUUAGCAAAAACAGCUUUGUUGUGUAAUUGCUGCAUUUUAAGAAACAAUGCCGCCACAGUACUUUGAGCGACCAAUUUGACCAUUAUCUUGUAUAAUCUAAUGAUUAAUGUGACUCAGGGAAAUGUGGAUAAAAUACACAAGCUUAAGAAUUAAUUUCAUUUUGUUUUUAAUGUACUCAAUUAUUUUAUUGUUUUUAUCCAUGUUUAAACAUAGUUUUUAUAUAUGAGAAUGAAAUAGUUAUAUUUAUAAUUUUUAAAUAGAAUUUGGUCUCCAAAACCACUAAAGGAGUCAUCAAAUUUAGCCAAUAUAUCUAUUUACAGCAAUUAAUUAUUCCUGUGCCAAACUUAAACAUGAUUUUUAAACAUGUGUGUGGUUGUUUUUAAAUGCAUUGAACUGGUUUCCAGUAAACAUAAUACUAUUUUGAAGUUCAAUCUAACCUUGGUUUAUGAUGAAAGAAAUGAAAAAGAGUAGAUCACAAAAUGCAGUUAGAGAAAUAUAGUUUGUCCACUGAUUUCAGGUCAUGUGAAAAUCUAUUCGCGUGGGUUGGUUUUAAGUCAAUAAAUUGUUGGUGACGUGGGAUAUAUUCUAGACGUUUAAUAGUUGAAUGAAAGUAAUUGCUUGAUUUGCAAAAUAACACAUUUUUGGAGAGAGAAAAAAGUGCGCUGUUGCCAUUAACGAACGAGUUCUUUAUAUAAUUAAAAAAUAUUCAAUGAAGCAUCUUUACAAAUAGUUAUAUGAUGUUUGAUGCAAUAGAGCUUUCUGGGGUGUCAAGUGGGGUGCUUGACGUAAGAUCCAUUAUAUCUGUUGGAUUCCUGAAUUAAUGUUGUUUGUUCAAUGUUUAAUACAAUCACAAUAUUUCCAUCUACAGCCCUCUAAUUUGAGACCAUCCUUGGGACCUGAAUAUUUGGAGUGGUUUUGGGGUUUGGUCUCGACAUAGAGGGUUAACUUAGUGUUUAUAGAUUGAAGAUUGUAAUUUGGUUUUUCGAAAAAGUGGUCUUGAUUUAGAGGGGUCUUGAAAUGGAGUGUACACUGUAUUUCUUUUAAUUAUUUGACUAAUGCAUUCAAAGUUUAUUGUAACCAUGGAGGAAGAAAAUAAUAUUUUCUUCCUCCAUGUUGUAACUAACCCAUUCAGUCCAGGAUUUUCAGAAAUAAACAAAUUAUGGAAAAUUAAUAAUAAAUAUUGUUGGUAUUCGUACUGCACAUUAAAAAAAUAUUUGGAACACAGUAUAAUAUAGAAAGCCAUCCAAUGUUAAAUUCCCAAUUGUUUAAAAAUCAAAUCAGUUUUACUUUUUUUUAAUAGAUAAAUUUGAUGAUACAUCAUUUCUUUUAAGUAUGUAUAUCAACCAUUUUAUGCCAAAAGUCCAUUUUCGCUUCUUUAAGCGAUGUGGCGAUUGUAUUUUAUUGAAAGAUUUUUAAUUUAACAAUGAUAAACGUUUCAAAAAUGUCCAUAAUUCUUAUAGCUUUCUUGAAUAAUAUUUUUUAUUUCAAAUGCAGUAUUUUAUUUUAUUCCUUUUAAAGAACGAUCCCCAAAAGAAUAAAUGAUUAUAAUAAUUGUGAAUAUAACAAUGUGUGACAGUGUGUAUAUAGAAUAAAAUUAUGUGUAUGGUGUUCAAAG